Scleropages formosus (Asian bonytongue) is the source of this 2862-nucleotide messenger RNA. Its product is annotated as ectonucleoside triphosphate diphosphohydrolase 2. Gene Ontology annotation, molecular function: GDP phosphatase activity; ribonucleoside triphosphate phosphatase activity; UDP phosphatase activity. Bases 186 to 1727 code for a protein of 513 amino acids. Gene Ontology annotation, biological process: nucleoside diphosphate catabolic process. Gene Ontology annotation, cellular component: plasma membrane. The transcript is spliced from 9 exons. The record is from RefSeq and is a predicted model, not a curated record. Lineage: Eukaryota; Metazoa; Chordata; Actinopteri; Osteoglossiformes; Osteoglossidae.
GGGGGAACUGAGUGUGUGUGUGGCGGGGAAAGAGGGAGGCGUGAGGCGGAGGCAGGUCCCGCUCUCAAACUGAGAUACAAGCCCAUCUCACGAGCCUCCUCGGCUUCGUUUCGAGCCACACGCGCGCUCGCGCCUCGCACGUGAAGCCGCGGCGGUUUCGCGGCGAGCCCGUGGCCAUCAUCAUCAUGCAGUCUUGCGGAAUCGUCGCCCCGGUCGCGCUCUUGCUGCUGGGAAUUGUGGGCAUUCUUUUGCUCGUCAUUCCAACACUGGACAUGAAGGAACAGCCGGAGUUCUCGUAUGGCAUCGUCCUGGAUGCAGGUUCUUCGCACACGGCGAUGUACGUCUACAAGUGGCCCUCAGACAAGCAGAAUGGCACAGGAAUCGUUACCCAGCACAGCGAGUGUCAUGUAGACGGAGGUGGCAUCUCCAGCUAUGCAGGAACUCCAGAUGGUGCUGGGGCCAGUCUGGAGACGUGCAUGAAACAGGCUGUUCGAGACAUUCCGAAGUACCGGCACCAUCUUACUCCCAUUUACCUGGGAGCUACCGCAGGCAUGAGGCUGCUAAAUAUGACGAGUCCAAGUGAGUCGGACAAGAUCCUGCAAUAUGUGAAGGACAAAAUUCGCUCGUAUCCGUUUAGCUUUCGUGGAGCAGCCAUCUUGACCGGACAGGAGGAGGGGACUUACGGCUGGGUCACGGUCAACUAUCUACUGGAGAACUUCAUCAAGUAUGACUUUGUAGGGCGCUGGCUGAGUCCAGGCAAGAAGACGGUCGGUGCCCUGGAUUUUGGAGGGGCCUCCACUCAGAUUUCUUUUGUGACCGAAGAUGCGGUGGAGGAUAAAAAAAACAAGAUGAUUCUGCGUUUAUAUAGUCGGAACUAUACCCUGUACACGCAGAGCUUCCUCUGCUAUGGCCGAGACCAGAUGCUGCGCCGCCUUUUGGCUUUUUUGAUGAAGGUGCUAGUGCCUUCCUCUCUUCCGUCUUCUCCCAUGCAGUCUCAAGAGUAUCGCAGCUCCAUAUUUCACCCCUGCUAUCCAGCAGGGCACAAUGUCUCUAUCACCUUGGACAAAGUGUUUGAGUCCCCAUGCACGCUGAAGGAGAAGCCUAACCCCUACAACCCUCACGCAGCUGUAAUAGUGAUGGGCACUGGUCACUACCAGCACUGUCUAGGCAACGUGAGCUCCAUCUUCUCCUUCAGCAGUUGCAGCUUCUCCAAGUGCUCCUUUGAUGGUGUCUUCCAGCCGAAGGCGACGGGCAGCUUUAUGGCAUUCUCUGCCUUCUACUAUACUCACUACUUUUUGCAGCGCACCACAGGCAUCACAGCUGCAUCUCCCUCCCUCCUGGAGGGGGCAUCCCGUGCCGUCUGCAACAUGACCUUUGAUGAGAUGCUGAAGAAGGCCCCGGACCAGGAAAAGCGCUUGCAGGACUACUGUACAGCCUCUGUCUUUCUCCAGGUGCUGAUGGUGCGUGGCUAUGGGUUUGACGAGUUCUCUUUCCCGCAGGUCUCCUUCCAAAGAAAGGUGGGGGACACCUCCAUAGGCUGGGCACUGGGCUACAUGCUAAGCCUGAGUAGCCUGCUGCCAGGGGAGAGCGUAGCACUCAGGAAGGCGCUGCGGCCGGAGGCCUGGGUUUGCCUCCUCUUUAUCUUCGCCCUACUGCUCCUCAUAAUGGUGAUGUACCUGCUGUCACAGACCUGCCGCAGGAAAAAGGGCAGCAGCAAUGUCAUCUAGGGGCCAAAACAGCUCAUUCCUUCAUGCUGAGCUGCUGAUGUUAGUGUUCAGCAUGUCACAGUUCUUAACCAAGUCCAGCACUGACUGCCUAAUGAAGAUUCUGAUCCAGGAGACCCGUCACGUCCCUUUUGUUUGUUUUUUUUUUCCCUAGCUCAUGGCUGUUAUUAACCUCAUGAAAACAGAAACCUUUAUCAGGAUGGUGAAUAACUUCAGGGAGUCUUUCUAUAAUGACACAACUCCGCUCUACCGCUCUGCUUCACUCUCCUGGGCUCAUGUUUACUAAGGUUCACGUGUUUACUAAGUGCGUGCUCUGAAUAACACAGCUGUUCAAUGCCUACACACACAUACAGCAUGUGUUUGCAUAUACAUUUCUGAUCAAUCUGUUUGUAACCAUCCAUUUUUGUGUCAUAGUUCAAAUCACUCUCAGUAAGUGACUAUUUUGAUCAGAAAAAUUAUCAAAAUUAUCUUGCAAUAAGGUCUCACACUGUUAUCAAUGGCUUUCAUAAGUCUUUAAACGUUUUGGCAAGUUUACAUUUUCUGCAUCCUUGGCAAUAUUUUGUGGUUUGCUACCAAAAUCCCAGUGUCAAUGUAAGAUACAAGGUACUAUGAGUCUGUUUUUAGUAAAUACUGGAUCCUCACACUGGUUUUUGUAUUUGACUCUGUUUUUAAUAGUUUCGUUUAGUUUAAUCCUGUCUAAUGCCUUGUCCUGCAUGGUGUUAUCUACAUUUAGGAUGACAUUGUCAUUGGUACCGUGUAACCUUGAAGGUAUUCUCUAUUACUAUAACCCUGUCAUUUCACAAUGCCUUGGAAGUUAAGUUUUCUAAUAUCUAACAUUUUGGCACACAUUAUUAUUGUUUACGUGUAGAUCGGUUAUGUUUACAGUUGUAAUGUUAUCAUAGGUGCUGACUGUUUACUAGAAAAACAGUAUAAUCAGCAGUAACGCAUUAUGCAUGUUACGUCGACUGUAACCCAUAAGGGAUGCAGAAAAGUUGAGAGACAAGAGUGAGAUUUGGGAUACCACAGUAUUUCAAGCAUCACCUUUAUUUUGUUUUUGACAGUUUUUGGGGAAAUGCCGUUUAGUUUGAGACAAGUUGUGUUUGUGUCAUUCUUUUCUUCUCUUAACUGCUGGUGUAUU